GAAACCACCUGCUUGCGGGACCACAGGCAGCGGGCUAAAUGACUGCUGCCCCAGACAGCCAUGGGGAAGAAGCUGGUGAUGGCCCAGAAGCGGGGAGAGACGCGAGCGCUCUGUCUGGGAGUGACCAUGGUGGUGUGUGCGGUUAUCGCCUACUACAUCCUGGGUACCACGGUGCUGCCUCUCUACCAGCGAAGUGUGUGGACCCAGGAAUCCACCUGCCACCUCAUUGAGACCAGCAUCUGGGACCAGGACGAGCUAGGGGGCAAGAAGGUGCCCCAGUACCCGUGCCUGUGGGUCAACGUGUCUGCCGUGGGCGGGUGGGCCGUGCUGUACCACACAGAGGACACCCGGGACCGCAACCAGCAGUGCUCCUACAUCCCCGGCAGCCUAGACAACUACCAGCUGGCCCGGGCCGACGUGGAGAAGGUGAGAGCCAGGUUCCACGAGCACCAUGUUUUCCACUGCUUCUCCACGACACGGGAGAACGGGAGCAGCGUUCUAUACCAGCGUCUCCACGGGCCCCAGGCCCUUCUCUUCUCUCUCUUCUGGCCCACUUUUCUGCUGACAGGGGGUCUCCUCAUUAUUGCCAUGGUGAAGCUCAACCGGUCCCUCUCCAUCCUGGCAGCCCAGAAAUGA
This is a messenger RNA of Dipodomys ordii (Ord's kangaroo rat), 636 nucleotides long. It is a transcript of the gene Kcnmb1, whose product is annotated as potassium channel subfamily M regulatory beta subunit 1. Lineage: Eukaryota; Metazoa; Chordata; Mammalia; Rodentia; Heteromyidae. Gene Ontology annotation, cellular component: voltage-gated potassium channel complex; membrane. The transcript is spliced from 4 exons. The record is from RefSeq and is a predicted model, not a curated record. Gene Ontology annotation, biological process: detection of calcium ion; potassium ion transport. The coding region runs from base 61 to 636 and encodes 191 amino acids. Gene Ontology annotation, molecular function: calcium-activated potassium channel activity; potassium channel regulator activity.